AGGGAUUCUGCUUAGCACUCAAAGAAAAGGGAAAGUAAAUAGAGAGAUAAUACUAUAAAAGCUAGAAAAAAAAAACAGUAAUAUGAUAGCGUCCCUAACCCUUUUACUCGCGCCGGUAUUCCCUUCUCCGCUGUUCUCCUCGUUCAGUCGCAUUACUUACCUCCACUCUCCUCCUCCGACAGGUUUAUUGAGGGUGACAUCUAGAAAACUUGCAUUGGCUACAAAGGCCCGUGCGAUAUCAACCAUGGCAAGUGAUGAAGAAAUUAAAUGCACUGUGAAGCAGCUAUUGGCUCAAUUGUUUGAACAGUCGCUUAGAACAACAGUCCCCGAUGAGCCAGAUGUAGAGCCUUUGGUUGCUGCCUGCACUGGAAAAUUUGGUGAUUAUCAAUGUAAUAAUGCCAUGGGUCUAUGGUCUAAAAUAAAAGGGAAGGGGACACAAUUUAGGGGUCCCCCAUCAGUUGGACAGGCCAUCAUGGGAAAUUUACCUCCAUCUGAGAUGAUAGAAUCAAGCUCCGUGGCAGGACCUGGAUUUGUAAAUGUUGUAUUGUCAAAGGAUUGGAUGGCUAAGAAAAUACAAAAGAUGCUGAUAGAUGGUAUUGAUACUUGGGCGCCAAGGAUUUCAGUAAAAAGGGCUGUGGUUGACUUUUCCUCUCCCAAUAUCGCAAAGGAAAUGCAUGUUGGCCACUUAAGAUCUACUAUUAUUGGUGACGCACUGGCUCGUAUGCUUGAGUUUUCGAAGGUUGAAGUUCUUCGCCGAAAUCAUGUUGGUGACUGGGGCACACAGUUUGGUAUGUUGAUCGAAUUCCUCUUUGAGAAGUUCCCAAACUCUGAAGAUGUCAAUGAAGCAGCUAUUGGAGAUCUACAAAAAUUCUAUAAGGCAUCAAAGGAGAGAUUUGAUGCUGAUUCUGCUUUCAAGGAAAAAGCACAACAGGCGGUGGUUCGGCUUCAGGGUGGUGAACAUAAGUAUCGCCAAGCAUGGGCAAAAAUCUGUGAAAUUAGCAGGAUGGAGUUUGACAAGGUCUAUCAACGCCUUGGAGUCCUGCUGGAGGAAAAGGGAGAAAGCUUUUAUAAUCCGUACAUUCCAGGGGUCAUAGAGGCGUUGAGCAACCAAGGAUUGGUUGAAGAAAGUGAAGGUGCUCGUGUGAUCUUUAUCAAAGGGAUCAACAUACCUCUUAUUGUUGUGAAGAGUGAUGGUGGUUACAACUAUGCUUCCACUGAUUUGACUGCUCUUUGGUAUCGCCUUAACGAGGAGAAAGCUGAGUGGAUUAUAUAUGUCACUGAUGUUGGCCAGCAGCAGCACUUUGAUAUGGUAUUCAAAGCUGCCAAGCGUGCGGGUUGGCUCCCAGAUGAUGGUAAUACAUACCCAAAAACUAACCAUGUUGGUUUUGGCCUAGUUCUUGGAGAGGAUGGCAAGCGCUUUCGGACUCGCAGCAGCGAGGUAGUCCGAUUAGUUGAUUUACUUGAUGAAGCCAAGAGCCGGAGUAAGGAUGCACUAAUUGAGCGGGGUAAAGAUAAAGAAUGGACGGAGGAGGAGCUUGAGCAUACUGCUGAGGCAGUUGGUUAUGGUGCUGUCAAGUAUGCUGAUCUGAAGAAUAAUAGGCUGACAAAUUAUACAUUCAAUUUUGAUCAGAUGCUAAAUGAUAAGGGCAACACUGCUGUCUAUCUGUUGUAUGCUCAUGCACGGAUCUGUUCAAUCAUCAGGAAGUCGGGUAAAGAUAUAGAGGAGUUGAAGAAAACGGAGACCAUAGCCUUGGAUCAUGCUGAUGAGCGAGCAUUGGGGCUUCAUUUGCUACAAUUUGCUGAGGUUGUCGAGGAGGCCUGCAACAAUCUACUGCCAAAUGUGUUGUGUGAAUACCUCUAUAAUUUAUCUGAAUACUUCACAAAGUUUUAUUCCAAUUGCCAGGUUGUUGGGUCAGCAGAGGAAACAAGUCGACUCUUGAUCUGCGAAGCAACGGCAACAGUUAUGCGGAAAUGCUUUCAUCUUCUGGGAAUUGUACCAGUUUACAAGAUAUGAUCUUUUUAUUACCAACCCAUUUUAGAGGGUUUUGAAUACUUACUUUUGCACUGGUCCUGAAAAACUUAACUUGUAUACAGAUACACUUAUUGGCAUUUUUUGUUGGAAAAUUUGUAUAAUUUCUUCAUAUGGGUUGUGCCAAAAUAUAAAACAUGAAAUUUGGUUUAA
Tripterygium wilfordii is the source of this 2182-nucleotide messenger RNA. RefSeq names its product arginine--tRNA ligase, chloroplastic/mitochondrial-like. NCBI's taxonomy places the organism in Eukaryota, Viridiplantae, Streptophyta, Magnoliopsida, Celastrales, Celastraceae. The record is from RefSeq and is a predicted model, not a curated record. Gene Ontology annotation, molecular function: arginine-tRNA ligase activity; ATP binding. Gene Ontology annotation, cellular component: cytoplasm. The coding region runs from base 83 to 2014 and encodes 643 amino acids. Gene Ontology annotation, biological process: arginyl-tRNA aminoacylation. The transcript has 18 exons.